Molecule: messenger RNA, 755 nt
Organism: Neomonachus schauinslandi (Hawaiian monk seal)
Lineage: Eukaryota; Metazoa; Chordata; Mammalia; Carnivora; Phocidae
Gene: SLAMF7
Product: SLAM family member 7
Exons: 5
Coding region: 22-663 (213 amino acids)
Biological process (GO): T cell activation
Cellular component (GO): external side of plasma membrane
Source: RefSeq, a predicted model, not a curated record
CUGUCAAAGCCCAAAGUUACCAUGGGUCUGCAGAACAAUGAGAAUGGCACCUGUGUGACUAAUUUGACAUGCUUCAUGGACCAGGGAGGAGAGGAUGUGACCUACAGUUGGGAGUCCGUGGGGCAGGCAGCCAAUGAGUCCCAUAAUGGCCCCAUCCUCUCUAUAUCCUGGAGGCUGGGAAAAAAGGGCAUGACCUUCAUCUGUGUGGCCAGGAACCCCAUCAGCAGCAAUUCUUCAAACCCCAUCUCUGCCUGGAAGCUCUGUGAAGGUAACGGUCUCUCCUCUCUCCACCAUUCUCUCAUUAAAGGUGCUGCUGAUGACUCAGAAUCCUCCAUGGUCCUGUAUGUCCUGGGGGUGCUUUUCCUGUUCAGUGCCUUUGUCCUGGUGCCAGUUAUUCUAAUUAUGCGAAGAGAAAGAAGAAAAGAGUCCAUUGAAGAGAAGAAGGGAAUAGAUACUCAUCAGGAAGUUCUUAACUACUACCCCUCUUCUGGAGAGACUCCAGUGUAUGACACAAUCACCUGCGUUAAUAAUACUAUUCCAGAAGAAAAUCCAGUAAAUACACUUUAUUCCUCUGUGCAAAUACCUCAAAAGAUGGAGAAACCCCACUCUCCACCCACAUCAUCGGACACACCAAGGUUAUUUGCCUAUGAGAAUGUCAUCUAAACAGCAAGUGCAUCCCUUCUGCCUCGCCUCAAAGAAAAUAAAAAAAAAUCACUGAAUUGACCAGAAAUAUUGAGGAAGAAUAAAGAACACUG